GCACCCCCUUCCGCGCAUGAGCAGUUCUGCUCCCAACCCGCCAGUCGCGGUCUCCGGCGCCAGCUACGCCGCUGCCGCUGUCACUAUGGCCCAUUACAAAGCCGCCGACUCGAAGCGUGAGCAGUUCCGGAGGUACUUGGAGAAGUCGGGGGUGCUGGACACGCUGACCAAGGUGUUGGUAGCCUUAUAUGAAGAACCAGAGAAACCUAACAGUGCUUUGGAUUUUUUAAAGCAUCACUUAGGAGCUGCUACCCCAGAGAAUCCAGAAAUAGAGCUGCUUCGCCUAGAACUGGCCGAAAUGAAAGAGAAAUAUGAAGCUAUUGUAGAAGAAAAUAAAAAACUGAAAGCAAAGCUUGCUCAGUAUGAACCACCUCAGGAGGAGAAGCGUGCUGAAUAGGAUUCUUCUCAGUUGAAAAGACAAUGAAAAAUGGUUUUGUAUGACUUGAAUAGUUUGUAUAGUAUAUAAUCUUUUCUGAACAGAUGCUAUAGAACUCUUUUAAUAUGUUUAAUUCACCUAUCACACUCUGUUAAAAACACAUAGAAUCAUCAAUAAAAACUCAAUAUAACUUUCUUUGGGUCUUAAAGCAGGAGAAUCCAAAGUAAAUCCUGAAAAAAACCUAAACACAGCCAUCUAACUCAUUACCUUAAAAGACAUUCUGUUUAUUAGUCUGAUUAGGAAUGAUGGCACUGGUUGUAUUUUAGCCAAGACAGUUCAGCAUGGAGCUAUUCCUUGGUAUAGUGCAGGAUAUGAACACAGGUACAGUCAUUCUUUGAAGGUGACACUGUUAUGUAUAUUCCCUAUAGGCAGCUGGAGAGAUCUGUGUGACACAAGAUGCUUUUGUACAGGUUCCCAUAAGUCUUCUGCUCUUGUUUGUGUAACAUGGAACAAAUAACUUCUUUGCCACCACUUUGCCUUAGAUAACUGUGUGUGUGUGCCAGUUUGAACUCUGACACCACAUUUUCCUUCUAUGCAAUCAUGCCUUGUCUGAUAAUCUUGCAUUGCUUUGCUCUGAGCUUUAGUGGGUCCUAGUUGCACACUGGCCUUUCUGUGCUGUUUUUCAAUUUGCCUAAUAAUAGCAGUUACCCUGAUUGUAAUUUAUGUAACUUUAAACAGGAUCACACUGUACCCCCUGCCUGCCUUAUUUGCUUACUGAGCACAGGACAGAGGCAAUAUACAACUCUGGGUUCACACACAAGCUGAGAUGAGAAGAAGAAUGAGCCAUAUAUUGUGGAAAAUCAUAGUUUGUAGGUAUAAUUAUAUAGUGCUUUUCUCCCUCAAAGUAUUUUUCUAGUCUUGAAUUCAUUUUAUCUUCAUUAUAUAAUCCCUGUGAAGUAGGUGGGACAAGUAUGAGGGGAAGAGGGGUGCUGAAUUUUUAGGCCAAAGACUGAUAUUAAUACAAAUCACUCACGUAACUGUAGAGCCUUGGGCAUAUCAGUGAACUGCUCUAAGAUUUACUGUCUUCAUCUGUUUAAUGAGUAGAAUAUCCGUGAUGCCUACCUCACAGGGUUGUUGUGAGGGUCAAAUGAGAAUGUAUGUGAAAGAUUUGUAAAUGGUAAAGCACUAUAUUCUUGUUUGUUAGUCCUUUUUCCUUUCUUUGGUUAGACCUACAGUCAGAUGUUUUGUUUUGUUGAUCACUUAUUUUCCUUACUGAUAGACCGCCAUUUUAUAGACAUAUUCCUGUAUCAUAUAUUCUCUCUCUGUUGUUAGAGAACCUUUCUUUGUUUUUGGUCAAAACACAUAGAAAACAAAAUGAUCCAAUGAAAACUGGUUUAACUAGCAAAAGCCUUGGCACCUGUUGGAGACUAUGGCCAAGCCAAUUAUAAGGGCAUUUAUAUCAGCCCUGUUAGUAGGAAUGUGGCUAUAGCUGGUGCCUCUUGAAGUCACAAGUUUGUUUUUGGAGUGGGUCCAGAAGAUCAUUCGCUUGAAUAGAUUUCUCUUUUACCAAUUUGAGUACCUCCUACAUGGGCAGCAGUGGACUAAGUGCUGGGUGUGAUAAAGAGGAAUGACUUAAUUAGGAGACUAUAUAAUCAAAUACAGUGUGGGUUAGGACCUGUGACAGACCAUUAUAAUAAAGCAUGGCCCCAUGAGGGUUUUGGAAGAGAGGGAGACUUGGCUUCUUUAGUUGGUGUGACAGUUUUUUGGUAGAUACAGGUUGAAAUUUUUUUGUGGCAGCCAAUCCUCAUGUGCUUUUUACUCAUUGGAUUAGUAUUAAUAUUUAUGUCAGUAAGCCAGGUGACUGUGACUGUCUUUGCUACUAUCCUUUUUGAACAGAAAGGCAACAUGUGGGUUCGAUAAUCACACUUUUAGGUGAAACUGACUUGCUUAAAUUGCUGUAACAGUCAGUGCUGUUUAAGAAUUCAGGAUCAGCCUAGCCUCUAGAGGUCCUCUUCAAUAUUUCUGUCAAGGAUUUGGAUGAAGACAAUAUACAACAAGAUGCUCGAUGGAAGAGAGAAUGGAUCCUACCAGUUAAGCUCCUGUUAUGCUUCUGUUGCUUUGUCUAUAAAAUAUCAACUUCACAUCUUGCCUACCUCAGAAGGUGGUUGUAAGAAUCAAAUUAAAUAUAAUGGAUGUAAAAGUG
Piliocolobus tephrosceles (Ugandan red Colobus) is the source of this 2579-nucleotide messenger RNA. It is a transcript of the gene MYCBP, whose product is annotated as MYC binding protein. Gene Ontology annotation, molecular function: transcription coactivator activity. Lineage: Eukaryota; Metazoa; Chordata; Mammalia; Primates; Cercopithecidae. Bases 17 to 397 code for a protein of 126 amino acids. Gene Ontology annotation, cellular component: nucleus. The record is from RefSeq and is a predicted model, not a curated record. The transcript is spliced from 5 exons. Gene Ontology annotation, biological process: regulation of DNA-templated transcription.